CCCUCCCGAUGCAGCAGCAGCAGCGACCAUGACAGCCAUCGCCGCUGCCUCUUUCUUCUCCAACGCUUGCAAAUUCGGUGGCUGCGGGCUUCACUUCGACUCCCUAGCGGAGCUCAUCGUGCACAUCGAAGACAGCCACAUCGACACGGACCCCCGUCAUCUGGAGAAGCAGGAGCAGCAGCAGCCCACCUAUGUGGCCCUCAGCUACAUCAACAGGUUCAUGACGGACGCUGCGCGGCGGGAACACGAGGCCGUGAAGAAGAAAGCGCAGCCCAAGCUGUCGCUGUCUCUGGCGGGGAGUUUGUUUCGCGGCAGCCUUCCCACUCCGCCGCGCCACACCAGCGGAAGCCUCACCCCUCCGGUCACCCCACCCAUCACCCCCUCCUCCUCCUUCCGAAGCAGCACACCGACAGGCAGCGAGUGCGACGAGGAGGACGUGGACUUGGACGAGUCGGACAGCGACGAGUCCUGGACCAUGGAGAGCGCCAUCAGCUCCGAGUCCAUCCUCAGCUCCAUGUGCAUGAACGGCGGCGACGAGAAGCCGUUCGCCUGCCCCGUGCCCGGAUGUAAGAAGAGAUACAAGAACGUGAACGGGAUCAAGUACCACGCCAAGAACGGACACAGAACCCAGGUCAGGGUGAGGAAGCCCUUCAAGUGCCGGUGCGGGAAGAGCUACAAAACGUCUCAGGGGCUGCGACACCACACCAUCAACUUCCACCCGCCCGUCUCCUCCGAGAUGAUCCGGAAGAUGCAGCAGUAGCCGACCUCCUCGGUCCUCCGCGGUCACCAGCAGCUUCUCCUCACGACACUAUCUUUUGAGUUUCGUGCACGUUGCGUCAUCAUUUCCGUUGAGUUUUGCACAUUGGUCACGACUAUAGUUGGUUUUUAGCUUGCAGUUUCACGGGAACUCACCAGUCACAUUUGUUUUUAAGAGAAUAAACUUCCAUCUGAACCCUGCGCACCCCAACGCAUGAAGGGUUGUGGGCCAAAUGGACCGAGGUCCAAGAACCAACUUAGUGUUUUAAUUGAAAGAGAUUUCUUCAUUUAAAAUAUGCUUAUUAUUAGAAAAUUUUCAAGAUUCUUUAUUAUUUUAAGAAGAUAAUGUCAGUGCUCUCUAUCUGUCUCGAUUGUCCUUGAUUUUUAAGGAGAAUUUAACAUCUUGUAUACACACCAGACAUGACUACAGCUGACCCUGGAAAAGAAUAUGGCAGACAGAAGACCACGUGAGACAGAAACACUCAAGUGUCGCUGCAUUGAUCAAGGCUCACUCCAAAUUUAAUUGUGAGAGAAAAAAGUCAACUGGUGUUGAGUAACCCUUCACUACGUGGAGCACAGAAGGUCUUUUAAUAGCAACCCCUCAAAUCUCAACUGCCUCAGUUGCGUAACACAGUUGGAAUUGAUCGAUCCGAGGGCAAACCAAAGCUGAGAGCUGAUCCGGUUCAGCUCCACUAAAUGUUCUCCAAGCAGUGUUUCUAGCAACUUCUGCACGGGACCAAAGCACUUUUCUAGUUCUAGUUGCCAACGAAAAAAGAGCAUUUUGGGGUGAGGCAGGAAGUCGCACCUCUCCAGUAUUGUGAGCUUCACCCACCCAGCAGGCAUUAACGGACAACCCCCCGAGUCCGACACGGAGCUUUACUCAAACCCUACUCCGUUAGUGCCACCGACGUCUCAUCGCAGACGGUGUCAACUGCCAGAAGGCGGAGCUUGAAGAGAUUACCGUGAAUGUAUCGUCGAGUGCACUAAAUUCUAUUUUCAUAAAUGUGUGUUUGUGAUGUGUUUCUGUCAACAUUUGGAAUAAAAGUGAACUGGAUUCGAACAGUUUUAUUUAUUGAGCCUCUGGAUACACAAGACUCGGAUAUAACUUAGUAAAAGACAUAAAAAGAGAUGAGUAAAAUGU
This is a messenger RNA of Synchiropus splendidus (mandarinfish), 1897 nucleotides long. RefSeq names its product JAZF zinc finger 1b (gene jazf1b). Gene Ontology annotation, cellular component: nucleus. The transcript has 5 exons. NCBI's taxonomy places the organism in Eukaryota, Metazoa, Chordata, Actinopteri, Syngnathiformes, Callionymidae. The record is from RefSeq and is a predicted model, not a curated record. Bases 29 to 760 code for a protein of 243 amino acids.